Messenger RNA from Brachypodium distachyon (stiff brome), 3253 nucleotides. RefSeq lists its product as uncharacterized. The record is from RefSeq and is a predicted model, not a curated record. The coding region runs from base 86 to 1495 and encodes 469 amino acids. NCBI's taxonomy places the organism in Eukaryota, Viridiplantae, Streptophyta, Magnoliopsida, Poales, Poaceae. The transcript is spliced from 11 exons.
AUUCACCCACAUCGACCUAGGAUUCUCAAAAAAAAAAAAAAACCCACAUCGAACUAGGGUUUCCUUGCGAGAGCACGCGGCGGCAAUGGCGGACCUCGCGCAUGAGGCGGAAUGCGAUUUGCUUAUGGAAUUGCUAUUGGAGGAUACGGAUGAAGAGGCGGAGAAGAAGAGGAGGAGGGUGAGAGGCGGCAAAGGGGGAAAGAAGAAGAAGAAGGCGGCGAGCAAGGUGGGGAAAGCGGAGGGGAGUAGUUCUGCAACAGCAGCGGAUGCGGCGAGGAAGACCGAGCUGGCGAGGGUGCGGAAGCUUGUGGAAGCGCAGAAGGACAAGGUCGUGAACCGGCCGGAACCCAAGCCGAGGGUUCUGCCGGAGGUGGUGGACCUGGCCGCGGCGGCCGCGUGCAGAGCCGAGGCGGAGGAAGCGCGCAGGAAGAACCAGUGGGCGGAGCAGGUGGCCGCCAUGGACAAGUGGCUCAACACGGGUGACCCCGACGCCGCAGAGUGCUGGAAUCGGUGGGUCAAAGAGGACAUGGAGGCCAUGAAACCGCGCGAGCAGGAAAUAGAUCGUAGGGAGUACAUGUCGGAUCCUCUGGCCGUCGAAGCCAAGAAUUACCGCGAGUUCUGGAACACGCUCUGGACCGACUGCUGCGGUUCCUACGAGGACACCACGCUUAUCCCACCGAUGUUAUACACGGACAUCAAGCCUACUACACAUUCGUCCUACACGAUGCGAACACUACAGGUCUUCAAAGUGAAGAUUGUCGAGAUACAAGAGGAACUACAUUGGCCACUUCAAGUAUUUGGGAUAGUUGCGGCGCGUGACUCCAUAGAUCGCAACCGCAAUGUCAUCUUCCACCGCAAAAGAGAUAAUUGCCAAAUCAUCCAUGAGGAGAGUCCAUAUCUAACAUUGACAGGUCCUACUCGUGCAAUUGUGGUAGUAGAUCCUGUAUGCUUUGAAGUUGAUUUAAAGGUGAAGGUUUGUACCGAAGGUGAUGAUAGAGACUUAAGCUAUCUAGUUGUGCAUUAUCAUGACUCUGGCUCAAUGAAUUCGUAUGUAUUUAAUCAAGUCAGCACUAGCAAGCUUAGCACCAUUGAUUUGUCGUUUGGAGAUAUCGUGAAUUCUGUCGAGGCUACAAUCAGUGUGAAGAUCAUUUCUUCGCAAUGGCCUAAGGGUUUUAGAGGCUUAUUUUAUGCCAAUACCACCAGUCUAGAUAGUGUGAAGAUUGAUCUGCUUACUUUUGAAGGCGGUGAAUUGGUUGUUGGAGAUGAUGGAACAAUAGAGCUUUCGCGACGUGUUGUUUCUGUUGAGCUUGAUGGAGAGUUGAGAGUUUCAGUUAUGGCAACUUCUUUGAAGGAUGGAUCUGUGGAGAGAGAUUCAAAUACUUUGAAAGCUAAGAAAGCUACUAGACGCGAAAUGGAGAUUAAAGUUCUCGGUUGCAAGAUGAAGGUGAUAGUGGCUUGGUCUGUUGUCCCAAGUGUUCAACAGUAUCGUAGUUAGAUUUGUAUCUUGUUGGUGGUUAUGUGAUGUUAUGUCAUAUUACUAUGCUACUUAUUCGGUGUUUAUUACCUAAUCUUAGUUGUAAUAUGGAUAAAUUAUUUGAAUGAACAAAGUUUAGUUAGUUUAGUUUGAUUCUAUUUGUGGUCAUGAUCUAUUGUGGCAUGUUUGCAAUUAUUAUGUCGGAUGUUGCUACGGACGGCAAAGUGGGCAAGCAUUUCCUUUUCUUAUGCUUCCAAAUUAGAACCUAUCUAUUUGAGGUAGUUUAAAUGUGGCAAGUAUAAACUAAACAAACUUGAGAAGAUGUCCAAGAAAAAGAAGGGUGUAUAUAUGUUCUGAAGCUUAAGAAUUGUUCCUUAUGUUUUGAAACUUGAUUCUGGUCUAAGAACCUUGAUUCUUGCAUUUUGUGUCUUGGAUGAGAAAGAAUAUCAGAAAUUUGCUGAAAAUUUCCACACUGCCAAAAUAUCUGGAAGUGCUGAUUGAGAUGAAAAUUGAGGAGGCUGCUGACAGCAUCGAGCGGGAUUUGCUUCUUCUUGGUGCUACUGCUGUUGAAGACAAGCUCUAGAGAAAGGGGUAUGCUAUUUUGAAUAGGUGCCAGAAUGCAUUGACAAGCUUGCACAAGCAGGAAUUAAGACAUGGGUGCUGACGGGUGACAAAAUGGAGACAGCUAUCAAUAUUGGCUUUGCAUGUAGCCUACUCAGACAAGGGAUGACACAGAUAAUCAUCACCCUGGAACUGGAAGCACCUGACGUCCUUGCAUUGGAGAAAAGUGGAGACAAACAUUCCAUUGCAAAGUUCAUUGUGCUUGCAAGGAACCAUUGAUGGUGAUUGUAAGUGAGCUACUACCAGGGAUGUCAUUGAAAAAUUACCUGAACAGGGCCCAGCCAACUAGAUAUCCAUACUGCAAUAGGCUAUGCACUCAAUAUAGCUCAUGCAAUGGAAUGUCUACAUGCUAUACAGAGACCUGAAACCUGGUACAUAAUGCAUUUAAAAAAAUUAAAGCUAAACAUGUCUUUUGAUUUUCAAAAGAGAAAUAUGUUGGCUGGUUAAUCAUUAAAAAUUUCAGUAAGGUGUUUUAGCAUCUGAUACUUGAAUGUCCCUGGCUCAGUAUCCAUGAUAAUUUGCUGCUUACUGCAAACGGUAGGAAGCUGAAGCUUACUGAUUUUGGACUUGCACAAGAUCGGAAACUGUGACUGAAAUGAUGACAGCUGAAACUGGGACAUACAGAUGAAUGGCCCUAGAGUUGUACAGCACUGUCACGCUUCGACGUGGUGAGAAAAAACACCACACAAAUAAAGUGGAUGUGUACAGCUUCGGCAUCGUCUUGUGGGAGUUAUUGACCAAUAAAAUGCCAUUUGAAGGCAUGUCGAAUCUACAAGCUGCAUAUGCUGCUGCUUUUAAAGUAUCAUUGUCAGCUAGGAACACACUCCCUUAUUUAACUUUCCAAGGGAUGACGCUGGUAAAACCUCAGCCUGACCGCCGUCAGCUCUCCGCCGUGUCGCACGGCUCUCUGUCCGUUCCGCCAUCGCGCCUCGCCCGUACGAUUGACUCCUCUCGUGUCACCUGGUAAGCGACUAAACAGUGUACUAUGUUUGAUUGAUCGAUUCGGAGAUGUGGAGUCAUUCUUCUGCCAUUUGAUUGGUCGUCUCAUUGAUCCAUCGGAAUUGGUUCAUGUAAUGAUCGACCGAGACCCACAAUUUACCAAACUGUAGUUCCUGUUAUUCCCCUUUGCACCUCCAGUACAUUAAUUUGUUUGUUAAA